AUGUCUUCACCAACACCGAGAGCCGCGCCGGCUCCUACUUCACCACCAGCACCACCAACUAAUGCUACGUCGCCGCCACCUGCUCCAGUCGCAUCACCGCCGCCUCCUACACCAACAACUUCUCCACCACCUGCAAGCCCAGCUCCUCCAACCACCUCUCCGCCACCAACUUCCUCAGCACCACCACCGCCUUCCAAUACACCUGCUCCAGUUUCUCCACCUGCUCCUCCCACUUUAACCCCACCUCCAACUACCUCCCCCACCGUACCAACACCAUCUCCUCCAUCUGGUUCCCCACCCACCCCUCCGUCGCCACCCACUGGAGGGAAUUCUCCGCCGGCUCCAUCCACUGGGAAUUCCCCUCCUGCACCGAGCAGGAAUACUCCGUCUCCGCCUUGGAAUGCAAGAUCUCCGCCUUCGCCUCCAUCACCGUCGUCGGAUGGUGGAGGGAUAUCAAUGGUGAUGGUGAUUGGGAUAGCCGUAGGGGGUGUUGUAAUACUUGCAAUUCUGAGUCUGCUGUUUAUAUGUUGCAAGAAGAAGAAAAGAAGAUCCAAUGGCUCGCCGGAUUACUAUGUUCCGCCACCACCAACUGGACAUAAAGUCGACCCCUAUGGUAGACAAGAUCAGAAUUGGCAGCAUAAUGCACCACCAUCUGGUGAUCAUGUUGUGACAAUACCAACUAAACCUGCACCACCACCUGCCGGUUUGGCAAGACCACCGCACUCGCCCAUACAAGCUCCUUCACCUCCACCACCUCCACCUCCGGCUCCUUACAUGAGCAGCAGUGGAGGUUCUGGUUCGAACUAUUCUGGUCUGGAAGCUCCACUUCCACCGCCUUCUCCCAGCAUGGCUUUAGGGUUUUCUAAGAGCACAUUUUCGUAUGAAGAAUUAGCUAUGGCAACAGAUGGCUUCUCUAAUGCCAACCUUCUUGGGCAAGGUGGUUUUGGUUAUGUUCACCGCGGAGUUCUUCCGAAUGGUAAAGAGGUUGCAGUUAAGCAGCUUAAAUCUGGGAGUGGACAGGGGGAGCGUGAAUUUCAGGCUGAGGUCGAGAUCAUCAGUCGAGUGCAUCACAAACAUCUUGUUUCUUUGGUUGGAUACUGCAUCACUGGGACCCAAAGAUUGCUCGUAUAUGAGUUUGUUCCGAAUAAUACCUUGGAAUUCCACUUGCACGGAAAGGGGAGACCUACAAUGGAUUGGCCCGCACGGUUAAAGAUUGCUCUCGGGGCUGCGAAGGGUCUGGCAUACCUUCAUGAAGAUUGUCAUCCAAAAAUUAUUCAUCGGGAUAUCAAAGCGUCUAAUAUUCUUAUGGAUUUUAACUUUGAAGCGAAGGUCGCAGAUUUUGGUCUCGCAAAGUUUUCUUCAGACACAAAUACUCAUGUCUCCACAAGAGUGAUGGGAACAUUCGGGUAUUUGGCUCCGGAAUAUGCAUCCUCUGGAAAACUUACCGAGAAGUCCGAUGUAUUCUCCUUUGGAGUCAUGCUUCUCGAGUUGAUUACUGGACGCCGACCUGUUGAUUCAAAUCAAUCUUUCAUGGACGAUAGUUUGGUAGAUUGGGCUCGGCCCUUGCUAACUCGAGCUUUGGAAGAUGGAAACUUCGAUACCCUUGUUGAUUCACGACUGCAAAAUGACUACAAUCAUAAUGAACUUGCUAGCAUGGUGGCAUGUACGGCUGCCUGCGUUCGUCAUUCUGCAAAGCGUAGGCCAAGAAUGAGCCAGGUGGUGAGAGCUUUAGAAGGUGAUGUAUCCCUGUCUGAUCUAAACGAAGGAAUUAGACCCGGACAUAGCACUGUGUAUAGUUCUUAUGGAAGUUCCGACUAUGACACUGCGCAAUACAAUGAUGACAUGAAAAAGUUCCGGAAAAUGGCAUUGGCCAGCAAGGAUUACGUCAGCAGUGAUCAAUACAGUAAUCCAACCAGUGAAUACGGGUUAUAUCCGUCAGGCUCGAGUAGUGAAGGUCAACGUACUAGAGAAAUGGAGAUUGGACGGACGAAAAAGGACAGCCGAGGUUUCAGUGGCGGCUCUUGA
Molecule: messenger RNA, 2025 nt
Organism: Fraxinus pennsylvanica
Lineage: Eukaryota; Viridiplantae; Streptophyta; Magnoliopsida; Lamiales; Oleaceae
Source: the annotation of a GenBank genome assembly